UAUAAAACAGAUGUCCAAACCCUCGGCGUAAACAUAACCCGUGAAGGUAUAUUUUCCUUUUAAAUAAAGCAGAUUAUGAUCCAAGGGCUUCAUUAAACAAGGAAAUUUUCAGUCCUCAACAUGAAGGGCCUUUACCUUGUCGAGCCUGUUGUGGCCCUGUAUGCUUUUAGCAGUUUUCUCAUCUAUCCACUUGUGCAGCAGUAUGUGUACCGGAGGCUUUGGCAGCAGCUGACAAACACCACCUAUCCCAUCUCUAGCAACACAUCCAGAUGUGUAGCAACUAACAGCAGCAGCAACCACACAAACAUUCAUGAGGAAGUUCAGAGGCAAGCAUCUCUUUUUUCCCUUUACUCAGAGCUCCUCUCCACAAUCCCAUCUUUGAUUGUCACUCUCAUGCUGGUGGCCUAUAGCGACCAGGGUGGACGCAAGAUCACCAUCGUUAUGCCUUUGAUCGGCGCCUUGAUCUACUCCUCAACCUUCCUGACUGUGUCCUACUUUGAACUCAACAUUUACUUGCUCAUCUGUUCCUCAUUUCUCAGCUCUCUGUUUGGUGGCCUAGGCACAUUUUUGGGGGGCUGCUUUGCCUACAUAGCAGACUUGUCCAAGAAUGAGCAUCAGAAGACUUUACGGAUGGCUGGAGUGGACAUGAUGAUUGGUCUGUUGUCUGGAGUUGGUGCAAUAUCAACAGGCUAUUUUCUGAGAGCUGCAGGGUUUAACUGGCCAUUCUUUACCUCUGCAUUGUGCUUGUGUCUGACCCUAUUAUAUUCAAUUUUCAUCCUGGAAGAGACGGUGAAGAAGGCUCCCACAGAUGGAGACACACUAAAUGGGUCUCCCCAGUGCCCUGCAAUAAAACAAGUGAUCUCUGGAAUCUAUCAGGUUUUUGCUGGGACCAGUUGCAGGUGUAGAACUGUUUUAACCCUCCUAAUGAUCAUCUUUACCAGCUUCUCCUUUGCAUAUAUAGGAGGCAUCUCCUUGGUGACACUGUAUGAGCUCAAUGAGCCACUGUGCUGGAGUGAGAUUUUGAUCGGCUAUGGCUCAGCACUGUCUACCACAGUGUUUCUUAUCAGUUUUGUGGGGGUAUCGGCGUUCACAUACUGUGGCGUUCCACAACUGGUCAUUGUUAUGCUGGGGAUUCUGUCUGUCAUGUCUGGCAUGAUCCUGCUGGCAUUUGCAAAGACCACUGCACUGAUGUUUAUAGUGAGAGUGCCAAUGCUUCUGUCGAUCAUGCCUUUCCCUGUUCUGCGCUCCAUGAUGUCAAAGAUCAUCUCAAAGUCUGAGCAGGGAGCCCUGUUUGCCUGUCUUUCCUUUUUGGAGAGUUUAACUAACAACGUGUCAUCUGCAGUCUUCAACAGUAUUUAUGCUGCUACAGUAGCAUGGUACCCCGGCUUUGUAUUCCUUUUGUCUGCAGGACUCUGUGCCAUUCCUUUAUCUGUCCUUGGCGUGGUGGCUUUGAUUGGAUCGGAUGUCACCAGUGAGGCCAAAAGGCCAGAGACUUUCUUCACAGAGGAAGAGAUCCAUGUCGAGGAUGAGGAUGACAACAGUCCUCUUCUUAGCUGAGGCACGUGGACCAUCAAAACCACACAAGCACCUUGCUCGUUCAUUUACUUUUACUUUUCAAGUGCUCAAAUUUCACUAACUGACAAUGCAGAUUACAAUUACGCCGCUUUUUUUUUUCUCCCCUUCCUGAUGUUUGCUUGUGAUUUUGGCAAAUCGGUACUGAAGCAGAGUUCUCAAGUUCCUUUUUCCUCUUCUUUUUUUUUUAAUUUACAGGACAUUUGUUGGAUUUAUUUAAUAUAAAGAUAAUAUUACAAAUAUGACAAACAUUUUAGUGAAGGGAAACAAAAUGACAUACAUCUACAGUAUGUGCAAAAUUAUAAGGGAUUUCAGUUUAUUAAAAUGUUAUUCAGCUAUUUAACAUGUUUAAGAAAGAAAAAGAAACUUUUAUCUUUCUCAGGGGAAUAUAUAUUUGCACAUUUAUGGGGGAUAUAUUGCUUUUAUUACUCGGAGCACCGGGGCACUGAAAGAUAAAGAGUCCCCGACCCUGCUCACUAUUUUGUGGUAGUUACGCCACCAUAAAUGAGUUAUUUGGUAUGUGUCACACCUUUUAGGUUUUUUUAAAUGUUUGACUUUACACUGUCAGUCCAGUUUUUUGACCCUUUGUACCUUAAAUAAGUAAUAUGGCUCAUUAGCACAUAUGAACACAUCUCUUAAAUUGCAUCCUCCCUCAUUACACAAUUUGAGAAUAAAAAAAAAUAAAUAGGUCAAAGGCAAUAAGAUUUUAGCUUAUGUGGUCUGGACACUUACAUUCUUAAUAAUUGCACAUUCUGUGUAAUCAGUCUUCAUUCUGAAUAGUGUAAGAGUUCACAUAGUUUAUACCUCAAAAUGCCCUGACUGAGAGAUUUAAAGGUUUUAAUGUAUUUUGUCUCUUUUGUAUUGUCACAUGAUUUUCAUUUAAGAUAUGUGUGUUGUUAAUAUGUGAAUAGCUGUAUCUGUUUGUCUUUCUGGUUUUGUGUGAUGUUUAUGUGUGAUUGUAUGAACUAUGUUAAGCAACCAAAUAGGUGAAGCAAGGUAACCACAUUAGGGAAGGCAAAAUUGUAAAAGGAAGCAGAUGAAAAGUUUCUAUUUACAACUCAUAUGUUUGAGGUUGUUUUUAACUUGGGUGUUUGAAAUGUAAGAAAUAAUAUAGAAGGAAAUGUUAAAAAUAUUGGAUAGAAAGGGCAUAUAAUUUAGCAUUACUUUGUGAAACACCAUCACAUUACAUUUUGGUCCAAAUAACUUCCUAAUAAUUGCUGAUGCCACUAGUGAUGGAUGUGCACAAUAUGUUUCAGUUAAGAAUUAAGAAAGAUUUUUUUUUCAUUUUUAUGAAGGAAGACCCUCAAUUAAUGGAAAGUGGUCACUCAUUAAAAUGAACUGAGAACCAAAGUAUGAGUCCAUUGUGCAGACUUGCUAGGUAUGACAAA
Messenger RNA from Melanotaenia boesemani (Boeseman's rainbowfish), 2960 nucleotides. It is a transcript of the gene slc46a3, whose product is annotated as solute carrier family 46 member 3. The record is from RefSeq and is a predicted model, not a curated record. NCBI's taxonomy places the organism in Eukaryota, Metazoa, Chordata, Actinopteri, Atheriniformes, Melanotaeniidae. The transcript is spliced from 6 exons. Gene Ontology annotation, molecular function: transmembrane transporter activity. Gene Ontology annotation, cellular component: lysosomal membrane. The coding region runs from base 121 to 1557 and encodes 478 amino acids. Gene Ontology annotation, biological process: vacuolar transmembrane transport.